This is a messenger RNA of Coregonus sp. 'balchen', 3641 nucleotides long. NCBI's taxonomy places the organism in Eukaryota, Metazoa, Chordata, Actinopteri, Salmoniformes, Salmonidae. The record is from the annotation of a GenBank genome assembly.
GUAGGUAAUCUAGUGACGGACUUCAUGGAACUGUGCUUGGGAGCAGUUCUGUUGUGGGUCCUGGUGUUGGACUGCUGUGGUUGGGUUGAGGCUGGUAUCCUCUACCGGGUCCAGGAGGAGCAGCCCCCCAGCACGCUGAUAGGCAGCCUGGCAUCAGACCAGGGCCUGCCAGACUCUGGUCACCUGUACAAGCUGGAGGUGGGCGCUCCGUACCUGCGUGUGGAUGGGAAGACAGGGGACAUCUUCACCACAGAGAUCCCCAUGGACAGGGAGACACUGAGGGACUGCCGCAGUAUGGUCAGGGGCAAGCCCUGCUUCCUGGAGUUUGAAGUGUCUGUCACAGACCUAAUCCACAACCAGAGCCCGAGGCUCAUCGAGGGCCGAAUCGAGGUCCAGGACAUCAAUGACAACACGCCGCAGUUCCCCUCCCCCGUGCUCACCAUCUCUGUCCCAGAAAACACCCACUUGGGAGCGCUGUUCUCCAUCCCCCUGGCCACAGACAGGGACUCGGAGAGGAACAGGGUGGCGGACUACGCCCUCAUCGCUGGGCCAGAUGCAGCGACGCUCUUCGGCCUGCAGGUGGCGGAAGACAGGGGGGAGAAGCUGCCCCAGCUCAUCGUCCUGGGCAGUCUGGACCGGGAGCUCAAGGACUCGUACGACCUGACAAUCAAAGCUGUGGACGGAGGUAACCCCCAGCGCUAUAGCAGUGCCUUGCUGAGAGUGGUGGUUGCUGAUGCUAACGAUAAUGCUCCGAAGUUUGAGAAGGCCACGUACGAGGCUGAGGUUUCAGAAAACAGCCCUGUGGGACACUCUGUUUUGCAGGUAAAACAUUAUUUUAAUAUUGCAGAGUGAUCAAUGUGUUGUGUACGCUACUGUAUAGAUUGUAUACAACUUUGACUGUGAGAAGACAAAGUGGUUAAAUCCACAACUCAUUAGGGUCCAACAUGCAGUGCUGGGUUUCUAGGCUUUUACCAUGAUGAAAUGCCUGAAUGAUGUUACUGAAUAUAUAAUUUCACAGUGUAGUCUUAUUGAACUGCUGCCAAAAGCAGCAAAGCUUAGCCAAUUCGUUGAAUGUUUUUUGAACAAUUAGCCCACUCAAUAAAGUUUCUUCCCGAGUGGGUAUUUUGGUUGACAGUUUUGAGUCAAAUAAACCCUCAGUUUACAUAUAUUUUCAUUACACACGUGUCUCUCUGAAGCUGGGAUGGUGUGUUCUGAUAUUAUGGCAAAAAAUGUUUAUAAUAUGCACAUUUAGACUCCCUUGCUUAUUGCCCUCCUGCUGUAAGUUAACUUCAAUGACAUGGGGCCGUAAACCUAAACCCCUUACCCAUACCUCCAUAUGCUAACAUAAUCCCUGAAUUCUUACCCUGAUCCCAACCUCUAACCUAAUCCCUUGUCUCUGAUUGCAGGUAAAAGCCAAUGACUCUGACAUGGGCCCCAAUGGAGAGAUAGAAUAUACACUACACCAGGCAUUAGACCCAGUGCCAAAACUCCUGCGAAUUGAUCGCUCCACUGGCAUCAUCUAUGUCAAAGGGCCCUUGGAUCGGGAGGAAAUCAGCGAUUUGACAUUCUACGUAGUGGCCAGGGACAAGGGUCCCCAACCCAAAAGCUCCAAGACCUUUGUUACAAUCCAGGUGACUGACCAGAACGACAAUUCCCCUGCUGUAGAGAUCCGUGGGAUCGGCCUGGUGACCCACAGUGACGGGGUGGCGAACAUAUCAGAGGACAUGCCCGUGGGCACAGCGGUGGCCCUCGUCCAGGUGUCUGACAGGGACGAGGGGGAGAAUGCGGUGGUCACCUGUGUGGUGGCGGGGGACGUACCCUUCCAGCUGCGCCCGGCUAGUGACUCGUCCACUAACAAGAGGAAGUACUUUCUGCAGACUACAACCCCCUUGGACUAUGAGAGGGUCAGGGAAUACCGUGUGGAGAUUGUGGCUGUUGACUCUGGCAACCCAGCUCUCUCCAGUACUAACUCAUUGAAGGUGCAGGUGACUGAUGUUAACGACAACUCCCCAGUGUUUUCCCCGGCCCUGUUUGAGGUUGCCUUUGCAGAGGAGAACCAGCCAGGGGACAAGGUUGUGGAUGUGGUUGCCACGGACGCUGAUAGCGGCACUAACGCAGAGCUGGUCUACAGCAUCGUAGCAGACACAUCUACCAGGGGCCUGUUUGAGAUUGACCCCGUUUCAGGGGAGGUAAGGGCACGGAGCCCACUGGACAGAGAGCAUAAAGAACGCUAUGAGUUCCGGGUCACCGCGUCCGAUAAAGGCUCCCCCAGUCACAGAGGAACAGCCACGGUUGUGGUCAAAGUGCUGGACCGUAAUGACAACGACCCCAAGUUCAUGCUGAGUGGCUACAGCUUCUCUGUUCUGGAGAACAUGCCCCCACUCAGCGCCGUUGGCAUGGUGACUGUGCUGGACAUGGAUCAGGGAGAGAACGCCAGAGUGCAGCUCUCUGUGGAUCCGGACGGAGGGAAGUUUGUGAUUCAGAAUGGAACAGGAACCAUCCUGUCCAGCAUCUCCUUUGACCGGGAGAAGGAGAGCAGCUACACCUUCCGUCUGAAGGCCGUGGACGGGGGAGAGCCUCCCAGGUCCUCCUAUGUAGGCGUUACCAUCAAUGUCCUGGAUGAAAACGACAAUGAUCCUGUGGUCACCAAGCCCUCCAACUCCUCCUUCAGACUCCUGUCCCCUCUAGCUGCCCCAGACAGCCGUGUGGAGCUAGUGGAGGCUGAAGACCUGGACACUGGGCCCAAUGCAGAGCUGGUCUUCAGCAUCACUGGAGGAAACCCUUAUGAACUCUUCAGCAUCUCCUCCACUACUGGGGAGAUCACCCUGGCCAAGGAGCUGACGCAGAAACAUGGUGGGCUCCAUCGCCUGGUGGUGAGGGUGAGUGACGAGGGCAAGCCCGCACGCCACGCCACUGCCAUGGUGCACAUCUAUGUCAACGAGACCAUCGCUAAUGUCAGCCUGGUGGAAGCGCUGGUGGGACACAGUCUCUACACCCCUCUGGAGACAGACAUCGCUGGUGACCCAGACCACAGCCUGGCGGCCCAGCGCAGUAACAUUGUGUACGGAAGCCUGGCAGGAGUGGCGGGCGUUGUCAUGGUGAUCAUAGUGGUGGUGUUUAUCCGCCACCGCAUUCAGAGGGAAACGAAGAGCGGCUAUCAGGCUGGCAAGAAGGAGACCAAGGACCUUUACGCCCCCAAGCAGGGACCAAAGAACGGCAAAGGCAAGAGGGGCAGGAAAGGAAAGCCCUCCAAGGCCCCCAAGCCCUUGGGAGAAGAGGAGGAGGUCAGCCUCCAGAAGAGUCUCAAGUUCAACCUGGAUGGGGUCAAUGACAGCCCCAGGAUCCACCUGCCCCUGACAUACCCCCCAGGCAGCCCUGACCUUGGCAGACACUACCGCUCCAACUCUCCCCUGCCAUCCAUCCAGCUGCAGGCCCAGUCCCCCUCGGCCUCCCAGAAGCAUCAGGCGGUCCAGGACCUCCCUGCCACCAACACCUUCGUAGGGACUGGAGGAGACGACAACUCAACAGGCUCAGACCAGUACUCGGAUUAUAGCUACAAGGCCAGCCAGCCAAAGUACAACAGCAAGCAGGUAAGAGCCAGAGCUUCGAAAGCAAAUAUAUAUUUUUUUAAUUGCCUGUGA